AUGUAUUUCGGAGGCGAGGACAUUGAAGUGUCCAAGAGAGAAGCCGUCAAGCGUCAUUCAGCAUCAGCUCGCGUGGUUGCCACCCAGCUCGCAGCAGAAGGGACCGCGAAGCUCGAAGUCUCCCAGUGCCUAUGUCUUACAGCACUGGGGCAUAUCCUAGCCGGGGAAGGAGGAUUAGCUUGGAUGACCCUAGGACUUGCUACUAGAUUGGAAGUCAUGAGAAUCAGUCAACCAGAGCAGUCCAAGACCAGUGUGGAUAGGGAAGCCAGCUCAAGGUGUUAUUGGAGCAUUCGCUCUCUGGAAAACGGAUUUGCGCCACAGUCAUUCCCUCAGUUCCAGGACCUUCAUGCCCCCGCCUACCCCCCAGACAUGGAGGCGCCUCAGCCAGUUGACAAGGGAAGGCGACAGUCUGUUCACGACCUUGCACUCAUGGAUGAUGAGUGCAUCCAAGGCAGUGGGAUAUUUGCCCACAGUAUCCGAGUCAUGUCGUCCUGGCGGGAUGUCAGUAAGUGGUUGCACGAUAUUCGACAUGGAAACGCGGAGAAGCCUUGGCUGCCAACCUCAAAGUUUGCCGAGUUGACUCAACACCUUUACGACUUGGAAAACAACCUCGACUACAAGCACUGCUUCAGGAAUGCCAGGCUACCCGAUCGCUCGUUGGAUGAGCUGCACAGGGACCAGGAAUAUUGGCGAUGUUGGAUGCUAUACCAUGUUCGAUUCCAUGCGUGUUUAGCUCUGUUGAACCACCCCUUUGUGCAUCUAGUAGCUUUGAGGAACGGCAACCGCUCGCCAUCGCCGCGUAGCUUUUUGCAGAUUGUUGUCGACCAGGCGCUAUACCAUUCAAGUUGGGUCAUACGACUCAUCAACAUGUGUAUCGAAAUCGGAUUUGACAUCCAUGACCCCUUCACUAGUGACAUUGUUAUUGCUGUGGCAACUGUCCCUUGGAUCAUGCAGUAUGCUCGAGACCAAAAGGUCGCAGCUCACUCGAAAGAGAACCUCAGUCAAUGUCGCAGUUUCCUCAGUAAUUUGUCGCAGUCCUGGCCUCGGGUCGUUCAAAAGUUGGCCACACUCGACCAGCUACAGUCCAUGACGGACUGUGCAACCUCGCAAAACACCAUCAGCUUCAAGCCCGCCCAGCUCUGGCAGCUCCUCGACCCAUGCAUCUCGGAACUGUCAGCACAAAGGAAUGCAAACUCACAGAGCGCCUCUGACCAAAGUACCACGAUGCGGGUCCAUACCACCUUUAUCCACCCUCUAGUCGAUGAAGAAGCAUCCGGCGAAGUCCCCAAGACAGUUUCUGAAGCUCCGUUCUCCUUGGAGUUGUCCGCCGAGAUGGGUCAGCAGUUCCUGUUUGACGACUUCUUCUUGCAGCCGCUGCAUCUAGACCAGACAUGGAUAGAUAUCGGACCUAGCAUGAACAUUACUUAG
Molecule: messenger RNA, 1428 nt
Organism: Pestalotiopsis fici W106-1
Lineage: Eukaryota; Fungi; Ascomycota; Sordariomycetes; Amphisphaeriales; Sporocadaceae
Exons: 3
Coding region: 1-1428 (475 amino acids)
Cellular component (GO): nucleus
Source: RefSeq, a predicted model, not a curated record